This is a messenger RNA of Rubroshorea leprosula, 302 nucleotides long. Lineage: Eukaryota; Viridiplantae; Streptophyta; Magnoliopsida; Malvales; Dipterocarpaceae. The record is from the annotation of a GenBank genome assembly.
GAUAAAGCUUUGUUCUUGGACAGAAAUGUUUGGUCAAAGUUCUUACAUGAUUUCAUCCCUUACAGUGGUCGUAGAAACAGGGGUAACUGGCUUUUCCGAGCCUCCUACAGUCCUACAACAGGAUUUCUACACCAGGGGAUCAAGGAUCCAAUGAAUAUCAAUGUGAACUUAGGGGCUGGUUGUUGUUGCCAAUCAAUUGACCUUUAGCUCUAUUUAUGCUAUAUUUGUUAAAUACACACAGACUUGAACGGUUGCCAACCUAAAAUGGCUUUGGCUGCCCUUAAUAAUCAACUUCUGGAUAU